Molecule: messenger RNA, 1193 nt
Organism: Capsella rubella
Lineage: Eukaryota; Viridiplantae; Streptophyta; Magnoliopsida; Brassicales; Brassicaceae
Exons: 11
Coding region: 143-1015 (290 amino acids)
Biological process (GO): protein deubiquitination
Molecular function (GO): cysteine-type deubiquitinase activity
Source: RefSeq, a predicted model, not a curated record
AUGUUAGAUACAACUUCUGUUCUGGCGACAGAGAUAGAUAUACCAAGCAAAGGUAACAGUUCAUUCACCACGUACACUCUUGUCUCAAUGGGUUUGCUCACAAGGAGGUCGGUGUUAACCGACCUUGUCUCAAUGCCAAAUCAUGGAGAAAGCUGAAGUUGCGGACAAGAUCAUAGAUAUAGAUUACGACGCAGAGGGCUCUUCACUUAAUAUGAUACUCAAGUCUCUGUGGCAAAUUAGCGUUUUUGCAAGACAGAACAACGUACGUCACGACUUUACAGGAUCGCUUCUUAAGGAAGAUAUACUUCGUCUCUCUUUUAUCAACAAUCUCAGUCUUACUCAACCUCUGGAAGCAAAUAAUGUCUUUGACCUGUUUGUAUACAUCUUGGAUAAUUUUCCUCCUUGGAACCCGUACUUUGAACUGUACGAAGUGGCAAAGAAGAGUUGCAAUAGAUGCAAGAUUGAUAUGGAGUAUCCGAUUAAACGUUGUUAUGGUAUGAUCAUCAAUGCUGGUUCACUCAGAGAAGUCAAGGCAAUGUUCGAGAAGUUUACAUUCGAGAAGAUCAUUCAGGUCAUCAGAAUAGACUUAAAGAUGCCUUGUGAUAAGGAAGGAUGUGAGAAACGAAACUAUGUUCAACGUAUGAUAUAUAAACCUCCAACUGUUUUCACAAUUGCACUUGAGUGGGAGAACAAUGAGACUGAAGGAGAGAUAUUUGAUACUACUUCUGUUCUGAAGACUGAGAUUGAUAUUAAUACGAUAUACCAAUACAAGGGUGACAGUGCAGUCACUAAAUACCGUCUUGCCUCAAUGGUUUGCUCGCAUGGAGAUCUAUACAACUGUGUAGCUUAUGAAAACAAUCGAUGGGUCAGACAUUUUUGUUCUGAGAAAGAGGUUAUUGGAGACUGGAAUGAUGUUCUCAGCAAAUUUCGGAACCUGCAUAUUCGACCUGAGAUUCUCUUUUUUGAAAAUGCUAUGCAGAGGGACCAGUUGGUAUCAAAAGUAUCUGAAGACUAAGUAUAUACAACAAGUGUUUAGAAUGUUGUUGCACCACUGUGAACAGAUUGUUAUGAUCAUUGGAUAAAGAUAGUUAAAAACCAUUCUUUCAAAUUCAACACUUUUGUUAUGCAAACUCACUCUGCAUUUCUUCUGAUGUAUUGUUUGGUCAGUGGUAAAAACACUUGUGUUUAGUUUC